UUGGACCUGAAUUAUGUCACGUCUGAACGUCUUAUUCGAAUCAUGUUUGUUACGAACCGAACUCACGCUCCUGAUUACGUGAAUUGAUGGCUGGCUAGGAUGGAUGGAUGGAUGUUGAUACCCUCUUUUGAAUCAUUAAUCUUUCUGACUUUGCUAAUCUGCUUCCUUCGGACCAUGUACUUAUUCCUGGCUUCUGUCAAUAUCCCCCUAUUCUACGCUGCACGUGUGUAUGUAUGUACGUAUGUAUGCGUUGGCUUUUUUAGUAGUUACUGAAACUAAUCUGAUACCCUUCUAAGGAAUAUCUCCCUGGUUGGA
This is a messenger RNA of Paecilomyces variotii, 315 nucleotides long. RefSeq lists its product as hypothetical. The record is from RefSeq and is a predicted model, not a curated record. The transcript has a single exon. NCBI's taxonomy places the organism in Eukaryota, Fungi, Ascomycota, Eurotiomycetes, Eurotiales, Thermoascaceae. The coding region runs from base 100 to 273 and encodes 57 amino acids.